GGCCACCGCCAAGCAUUUAUAUUGGCGCAAAGGACGCGAGGGCGCACAGUGAGGCACUCAGGCUCCGCGCUGCUCGAGGGGGAGGACGCACACACACUCACUCACACACACACUCACACACACUCACUCAAGCAACAGAAACCCACCGACCAUCUCGACAGCACCGACCGUGUCCCCCUUCUCGCUCCGGCCGCGGACUUUAACCGACGCACCAGCGAGAACUCCAGAGCGACUUUUUCAAAACUUCCUUUCGCCACAACCCAAAACCAGUCGUGGCACAAACUACCGCCCGUCGCAUUCAGGGAUCCCGGUCGGUCCUCCAUGAAAGAGGGAGUGCGACAGCCAACUUGGGGAAAAGAGAUGUCUGCGACCGUCCUGUCAGCCUUCUACGACAUCGACAUGCUUUAUAAGGACAAGAGCAUGAACAUGAACAUGAACGCCCUGCACAUCAACAGCCUGCUGGACAAGAAGGCGGUGGGCGCGCCGCUCUCCGCCGCGGGCUCCGGCGGCGCCUUCACGCCGGGAUUCUUCCGCCGGAACUCGACGAGCAACGCGGAGGCGCUGAACAACGGCAACAAGUACACGAUGGGCUCGUACGGCAGCCUGAAGGAGAGCGCGGCGGGCGGCGGCGGCGGCUGCAGCGCCACGGCCCUCAUGAACAAGGAGAACAAGUUCCGCGACCGCGCGUACAGCGAGAGCGGGGAGCGCGGCGUGCUGCAGCCGCAGCAGCAGCAGCAGCAGCAGCAGCAGCAGAAGCAGCCCGGCUCGCAGAUCAACUCCACCCGCUACAAGACCGAGCUGUGCCGGCCCUUCGAGGAGAACGGCUCGUGCAAGUACGGCGAGAAGUGUCAGUUCGCGCACGGCUACCACGAGCUGCGGAGCCUGUCCCGCCACCCCAAGUACAAGACGGAGCCGUGCCGCACCUUCCACACCAUCGGCUUCUGCCCGUACGGGCCCCGGUGCCACUUCAUCCACAACGCCGACGAGCGGCGGCCCGCUCCGGCGGCCAACGCCAACAUGCAGACGGGCGAGCCGCGCUCGGCCCGCGAGCUGUGCGGCUACGGCCCCCGGGACGCGCCGCCGCCGCCGCCGCAGCAGCAGCAGCAGCAGCUCGGCUACGGCCAGAGGGAGCGACCGAAGCUCCACCACAGCCUCAGCUUCUCCGGCUUCUCCACCCACCACGGGCUCGAGUCGCCGCUGCUCGACAGCCCCACGUCCCGCACCCCGCCGCCGCCCGCCACCGGCUCCUCCUGCACGUCCGCCUCCAGCUACUACGAGGACGUGCUGUCGCCCAACUCGCUGUCGUGCAUCAACAGCGCCUUCUCCUUCCCCGGGCAGGACUUAAAGGCCUUGCUGGCGCCGCUGGCCGUGCACACGCAGGCCUACGCCAACGGCCACUGCGGCGGCGCGUACUACGGGAACCUGCCGGGCGGCGUGUGCCCGCCCUCCCCGCCGGCCUACAACAUGAGCCACCUGCAGGCGCUGCGCCGCCUCAGCGAGUCGCCGGUGUUCGAGGCUCCGCCCAGCCCGCCCGACUCGCUCUCCGACCGGGACAGCUACGCGAGCGGGUCCCUCAGCUCCUCCGGGAGCCUCAGCGGCUCCGAGUCGCCGAGUCUGGACGCGGGCAGGCGCCUGCCAAUCUUCAGCAGGCUGUCGAUUUCCGAUGACUAAAUCAGCGCUUUGCUUUUCCAACGGAUUGUACGGACGGGUCCCGAGGGGCGAGAGUCCGAGCGAGGCCCGCGGUCCUUCGAGCGGGGGGGGGGGGGGGGGGGGGACCUUCGGCCCGGCCCCCCUCAGCCCCUCGCCUCUCCCACCAGCAUCCACCCUGCUGAGGUGCCUUCGAGUGAGUCGAGUCCCUACCAGCUCCAGGGGCGCUGACCCUGCCCUGACCUCCCUGGUGGGGGGCAGGGGAGGAGAAGUUCCCCCGCAGGGAUCAGUACAGCUCCAGACAGUCCAAGUGUCCUUGACCUGGCAUUAGUUCAGUUUUUGUUUUGGUUUUUUUCCUUCUUCUCUCCUGUAUUGUAAUAUAGCUGUAUUAAAACUUAGAUAGCAAACAGAAGGCAUUCCAUCAGUGCCUUGCCCGAGGGCUCACGGCAGCCCCCCCCCCCCCCCCUCUCCCUUUUUGCUCUAUCAGGCAAGCCACACUUUUCCUGGGAUUAGAUGUGUGUAACAUGACUUGACAAGAAGAAGAAGAGACUAAGCGGUUUCAGAUUUCCUCCCAGCCUGCCAAGAAUAUGCCUUGACUCAAAGUAACUUUUUUUUUUUUUUUCCCUUUAUCAAAGCGUGUUGUAUUUUCUUCUUCUUCUUCCUUUUCCUCUCUGAAGCUUCUACUUCCAUUCCAGACCUGUCUUCUCCUAGCGCCACCCAGUGGUUGGUUCGGUUAGUGUAGUUUGUUGCUUGGUUUAAAAAAAGCACUCUUGAGUUGGGUUUGUUUGGGGAAAUCACUGCUGAUGGUUGAAUAUAUAUUUUUUUAGCUGUUUUUGAGUGAUUUGCAUAGCAGUGCAUAACUGGCUAUGGACUAUUUAACUUAUUUAUUAUCUUGUGAAAAAAAAGUAUAGGCUACAUUGGUAAUUUGUGUCCAUACUGUAUUUAUCAAGUAUGAUGAAGCAAUAGAUCUAUAUUCUUUUAUGUUUAAAUUAUGAUCGCCAUUAUUAAUCUGCAUAAAGUGGAGUGUAUGUUCUUUUCACAGUAAUAUAUAUAUUUUGUUUUUUUCUCCUUUUUUUGUAACUUCACUCGGUUAUUUUUAUUGUAAAUGAGUUAAAAAAAAAUCUUAAUUUAAGAGAACGUAUGUGAUAUUUAUUUCAUUAAUUUUGUUUACGUUUAUUAAAAACAAAAGUUUGCGUGAUUGCCGUUUGCUCCUGAGGUUGUGUCAGUGCUGUAGAAGGCUUCUUUUUUUUUUUUGGAUCCCUAUUUAGAUGUAUCUGUAGAAUGUAUAAACAAUGUGGUUGUACAGACCGUCCAAACCCUACCUUCUUUUCUUGAUCUAGAUCAGACUUCAGUGACAAAGAACCCAAGUCAAUAAAUUAACCAAAAAGUAUUUUUUUUUUUUUUCAUUCAAUUUUUUUCUCUCUGUUUGCACGAGGUCACACUGUGAUUCCAGCCACGUGCUAAAGAAUGUAGCAAUCCCUUGUGCCCCAGUAUUAUUGUGUAGUGCCUAAGGGGUUCACCAUCUUGACAUGCCUUAAAAUUAACCAAAUAAAGUAUUUUUCCUACAUGGCAUCUUUUUAUACACAGGUUGAACUGAAUGUAGUGUUGGAUUUUUUUUUUAAGAGGUUGUUACCACUCAGAUACUCUGAUAAACAACCGCAGCUUCUCUCUAAAUCCCCAUUCCUCUUGUUUUUGAUUUCCUUUUUUUCUGUUUAUCUUUUUAUUGAUAUUGAAAUCUAGUCUUGAGUUUGCUGGAGAGGGAAGUGGAUAAAUACGUUUGGUUUGUACAUAGUAGGUACAGGGGGUUGCGCACUAUGUACUUUUGACUACUUUAUCAGAAGUAAAGCUUUUUGAAUGUAACAAAAAAAAAAAAAACGGACAAAAAGACAACGAGAGUUGUAAUCUUUUUUUGGGGAGUCAGUUCACUACAAAUUGAGUGUGAGACUGUUAACUUUGUACUGUACAUUUUUUUGUAGUUCUCCCAUUAAAAAUCAUUUUUGAAAAAG
This is a messenger RNA of Scophthalmus maximus (turbot), 3653 nucleotides long. RefSeq names its product zinc finger protein 36, C3H type-like 2 (gene zfp36l2). The record is from RefSeq and is a predicted model, not a curated record. Gene Ontology annotation, molecular function: mRNA binding; metal ion binding. Lineage: Eukaryota; Metazoa; Chordata; Actinopteri; Pleuronectiformes; Scophthalmidae. The coding region runs from base 322 to 1671 and encodes 449 amino acids. The transcript is spliced from 2 exons.